Sungouiella intermedia is the source of this 1578-nucleotide messenger RNA. Lineage: Eukaryota; Fungi; Ascomycota; Pichiomycetes; Serinales; Metschnikowiaceae. The record is from the annotation of a GenBank genome assembly.
AUGAAGUGGUUGCAGAAUCCCGAACUUCCGCAAGGUUGUGACAGUGAUCCUGCGAGCGAAGGUUUCAACAAUGCAACCAUUGAAUUCUUCAACGAUCCCAAUGUGGAGAUCUAUAACAAUACGGAGGAUUUGAAUGUACAAAUGGAGGAAUUUGAUAAUGCCACCAUAGGAGAUUACAAUAAUUCAGCCAAUCAGGUUUGCAACAACACAAAGUACAUCGUAUCCCCUGGAAUGAACUUAUCAGGAUUGAAUCCUCCUGGAACUGGAAUGAAUGGACUCCCAGUUUCUGGGAUGAACUUGUCUCCGUUGAUAGGAUUUGAUGUUUCCCAGUUUAUGGAAUCGGAAGCACUUCCACUUUCUCCAGAACAGUUUCCUUUGGUACCUAGUCCCUCGUUGCCCAUUUCUCACCGCUUGUCACCACUGGAGAUUGCAUACUUUGACUACUUCCACAACAACGUAUGCUCAAGGUUCUCCAUCGUGCCGAACAAGAUAAACACUUUUCUUCAGGCUCUUGUUCAACUCAGUAUCACCGACCUGGCAGUAUUGUAUUGUCUCUUGGGUUGGGGGCAAAUAAUGAAAGAUAGACAUUUAUCUAGAACGCCUCAUUCCAGUAACUCUUGCACUUCUGAAAGUGAGUUUACUAGGAAGCUGUUGAGUAUCCUUGCCAAAAGAGAUAAGACUAAUCCGAGUGAGUUGGUUCUGUUUCUAUUCUGCUAUGCCACAUUGAUGUGUAUUGAAAUCUCAGUUGGUGAUACAGAUGAAUGGUCGUGGUACUUGACUCGCAGCUAUAAUCUCCUUAAUACCAUGGGAGGGUACAAAGUGUUGUCCAAAUAUUCUCAUGAGGGGAAGGUAUUGGCACAAAACUUUGCCUACUUUGAUAUCUUGGCCUCCCAGUCCAAUGUCAAUGGUACUUAUUAUCCUGUGGAAGACUACAAUGAAAUCUGCUGUGUUGGCGGCUCAUAUUCCAUUGAUUCUAUGCAAGGCUGCAUUCGUCCGCUCAUUUUCAUUCUUGGUGAUGUAAUUAACUUGAUAGUUCAGUCAAAGAAUAUUGCCUCCAGUGAGGUCAAUGAUGAGAAUUGGCACCUACACAAUGACGUCCUAGUUAAAGCAAAAGAACUCGAAGAUAGAAUCGACAAUGCUUGCAUAGAUGCAUCUGACUUCAAGGUUUUAUCUGAGAAUGAUGUGAUUGAGAACCAUUAUACUUUGUUUGCGUUAUAUCAGAUGGUCAUUCAACUUUAUUUGAAACAUUCACUUCGACGCCUCCCCCCUGUCGUUCCAGAGAUUCAACUCACUCUUCGAAAAGUUAACGAAUGCUUGUUGUCCUUAAUUGAUACAUCGUUAGCGCUGUCGUUGAGUUUUCCCUUGUUGAUAGCUGGCAUCAGUGCGGUGAGACAGUCUGACCGAGAUGAAAUUUUGCGUAAGAUCAAUUAUAUUGUGGAAAAACAAGAGUUUGACAAUUUGACCAAAGUCAGGAGAGUUUUGAAAGAAGUGUGGAAGAUCAAUGCCGAAGGUUCGUUAUGCGUUGACUGGUAUAAGAUUACUAAGAAGUUUGGGUGGAGAUUAAACGCUGGAAGAUAG